Leptosia nina is the source of this 1524-nucleotide messenger RNA. NCBI's taxonomy places the organism in Eukaryota, Metazoa, Arthropoda, Insecta, Lepidoptera, Pieridae. The record is from the annotation of a GenBank genome assembly.
AUGCUUAAAUGUUACAAAGUAGCUCCAAAAGAUACAAAGGCUGAUUUAAAACGUUGUUUAAAAGAAAGAAGUAUAUACAAAGUUGAUUACAAAGAUAAUGUAAGUUAUAGAAACGCAGCUAAGUGGAGAAGGAAAACAACGCAAAAUAAUACAAUGAGUUCUGCAGUAGCAACUAAUGAGCGACGAAUCAUUACUUCUGCUAUCGCGACUUUGAUCUUCAAAGAUCAAAAUUAUUUAGAAAAUGGCAUUGCAUUUGAUGAACUAGUCAAAGUGGCUGCUUCCCAAGAGCCAAGGAAUUAUUCUAAAAAACAACUUGAGUCAAUAAUCAAUAAAGAAUUGUCAUUGGGUAGUUUGGUAAAGCUGCCUAAUGGAGCAUUAGCUUUGGGUCCUGCAGAUCAUGAUGCUGAUAGCUCGGACAGCUUUAAAUUUGAAUAUCAUGACAAUAAUACAAAAAUGACAUCAUCAGCUAAUUCCUCAUGCAGAUCAUCUCCACAGCGCAGUCGAGGUCGUCCCAGAAAGAGGCCAGGAGAGCCUACAAGUAGUGCUAACUCAAAUUCAAAACAAAGCUCCGGUGUACGAGUUGGUGAAAGACGAAAAAUGGCAAAGAAAGUUUUUGAUCCAUCUGAUAAUAAUGUGCCAAGUAAACGAAAGAGGGGUAGACCAGUUGGUUCUUUAAAUAAAAGUACUAUUAAGAAAAGGAUGAUGAUAGCUGGAAAAGUUGAUAAGGAAGGCACACCCCUAUCUGAAAGCCAGCAGUCUUUAGAGGGAAGUGGUGAAGAAAUGGAAGAAGAGCAACCUCAUGAGACAACCACCCGCUCAAGUGGUAUUUGUUCUGUCUGUUUGGUCCAAAAGUCGCGUGGUUCUAAUGACCGUCUUGUCGAGUGUAGAGACUGUAAUAAUAAAGCUCAUUUAAGCUGUCUCCAGUCUGGUUCCGGUAUUCUAAAGCCACGUCCAGACAACACAUGGCAAUGUCCACAUUGCAAGACAUGUGUUGUGUGCUGUGAGACUAAUGAUGCUGGUAUAUUAACAGUGUGUAGUAUAUGUUCAGAUGCCUACCAUUCUCUUUGUCAUUCCCCAAGAAUACCAGAAAGACUGAAAGCCUGGGAUCAAUGGGAGUGUACAAACUGUUUAGAAUCACGACCUUCAUUUGUUGUAUCACCGCCCAUUGUACCAAAUAACAUAGACUGUAAUGCAAAAACCUCACCAAGCAUUGAUCCAUUUUUAAAGCCCCACGAAAUUGAUAGGGCUGCUGCGAAGAUAGCUGAAGAUGUACCAAUAGACACAAGUAUACCGGAUAUAUCAAGUUGGAGUGUUGAUGAUGUGUAUGAUUAUUUUAUGGAGCAUCUAUCAGAGGCUGCUCCCAUAUUGAGAGAUCAGGAGUUUGAUGGACAAGCUUUGAGUAUGGCUCGCCGAGCAGACAUAGUUAGGGGCCUCGGACUCCCAUUAGGACCUGCCCUAGCAUUAUAUCGAAUCAUAGUUAGGUUGCAAACGAGAAAAGAUGACUGGAGGAUGUGUUGGGGCUAG